This is a messenger RNA of Plasmodium fragile, 1821 nucleotides long. RefSeq lists its product as uncharacterized. The transcript has a single exon. The record is from RefSeq and is a predicted model, not a curated record. NCBI's taxonomy places the organism in Eukaryota, Apicomplexa, Aconoidasida, Haemosporida, Plasmodiidae. Gene Ontology annotation, molecular function: ATP binding; nucleic acid binding. Bases 1 to 1821 code for a protein of 606 amino acids.
AUGGAGAUAGCUAAGCAGCUAACGUAUGGACUGAACUUAAGACGGUGCCUGAAGAAUGAGGACUUGAUGAGCUUGAAGAAGGAGAACCUGAAGCCGCUGAAAAAUAUUUUUAACAUACAGAAGGGCAAGGAUGGGAGGAAGGAAGAGGAAGAGGAAAAGGAAUUAAAUGGAAGAGAAAGGAAGGAGAAGGAUGAAAGGAAAGUCGAAUUGAUGAGCUUUUCACAAUUUUCUUCUGACCCUAAUUUGGUUGCAAGCUACAUGAAGGGUAAUAAAAUAAACGUGGAAUUUUUGAACAUGAGUGGGAGUGUGGUGCCCAUUCGUUUCUUCAAGGACAUUUCAGAGGAGGCAGGUGGUGAGGAUGCCAGCAGUGUAAGUGGGGUACCUGCCGCAUCAGGGGAGACGACAAACCAUGUGGACAGGAGGAGCGUCUGCUCGAGGAAUGACUACCAAAAGUUGUUAAGCACAAUUAAGGAGACCUUUUCUUUUAAGAGCCCAACGAACAUUCAGAAGAUUUGUAUACCCACGAUUUUGAGGGGGUGGAACACCAUUUGCAUUUCUCACACUGGCAGUGGGAAGACUUGCGCCUUUUUGAUUCCCCUCCUGAUGCGGCUACUCGGUUCAAGGGGGGGGGACGACCCCACGGUGGCUGCUUCCGCCGCUGCUACCCAUACGCAGACGGGUCCACAUUCCCCUCCGGGGAGCGACAACCGUGAAAUGGAUGUGGAAGAGAAAACAGGUUCCACCCCUAUUCGAAGCCUAAUCGUUGUGCCUACAAACGAACUGGCAAGCCAAAUACACGAGCAGGCAUUGAUCCUGUUUGAAUCAUUUCCACAGUUCUCUGUUCUACAUCUAACGAAGGAAGACCAAGUGAGAGAGGAAGAACCCCCCCUAGAUGUGUGCAUCUGCACCCCGUUAAUUCUGAUUCACCUGAUUGAAAUGAAAAAAGUGACUCUGUCGAGAUGUAUGCUGGUGGUGUUUGAUGAGGUGGACAAAUUAUUUGAAGUAAAUUUUUUGCAGCAUGUAAAAAAACUUCUACUAGUAAUUCAGAAACGAAAAAUACAAAAGGUGUUUACCACGGCCACGCUACCAGGUAGCACUCGCUCCUUCAUCAGUACCCUUUGCCCCACCUACGCAGUGGUGUACUUUGGCCAGAGUAUUAACUCAGUUAAUAAGAAUGUGAAGCAGCAGUUGCUCUACGUAAACAAUGAGGAGGAAAAGGGGUUGGUGUUGAGAAAUUUGGUUGUGGGGGGCGGGUUGCACAUUCCUGUGCUGGUGUUCGUGAACGGCGUGGACAAGGCCAAGAAGGUACACGCUACUCUUCGUCGCGCGGUUAGCAAUGUUAGCAACGGUGGAAAGGCGCCGCAUGUGGCCCUUCUCACGUCCGACAAAACCAAAGAGGAAAGGAUGCAAGUGUUUAAAAACCUGCGAGAAGGACACGUAUGGUACCUCGUAUGCACAGAUGUCCUGAGCAGAGGAAUUGACGUCCAUGGGAUAGAAACGGUAAUUAAUUACGACAUGUGCUGUGACAAGUACAGUUACAUUCAUCGCGUAGGAAGGGCGUGUCGAUCAGAUGCAGAGGGGGGCAAGGCCAUUACCUUUUUCAUGCAACAGGACGUGAGGCAUAUGAAGGACAUUGUGAAGUUCGUCAAGAGCAGUGGCACGGAGGUGCCCGCCUACCUGGAGAACUACCCCUUUAAGGCUGCGCGCGGGAAGGGCUUCCACGUGAGGGGGAAGCAAGGCGGUGUGAAGGGGAAGCACACCGGCGUGAAGGCAAAAAAAUCUCCUUUUAAGGCGCGCAAAUCGAGUACGAAGAAGGCGUAA